This is a messenger RNA of Rhipicephalus sanguineus (brown dog tick), 1017 nucleotides long. RefSeq lists its product as uncharacterized. The coding region runs from base 235 to 1017 and encodes 260 amino acids. The record is from RefSeq and is a predicted model, not a curated record. The transcript is spliced from 2 exons. Lineage: Eukaryota; Metazoa; Arthropoda; Arachnida; Ixodida; Ixodidae.
AGCAGCAAUGUCCCAUUGAGGGACGUCAGUGAUGGAAGGCUUUACAAGCACCUGAGGAAGGACGCAUCUUGGUGGGACCUCUCCCUUACUUUUAACACCGAUGGUGCCAGAGUAUUCAAGAGCAGCAAAUGCACACUGUGGCCUAUACAGGCAGUUAUAAAUGAACUUCCUGUCGCAGUGCGGUGGAGCCAUGUCUUACUCUGUGGACUUUAUUUCGGAAAGGGCCACCCGAAAAUGCAGCCAUUUCUUCAAGUAUUUGCCGACGCCAUCAAUGAGCCAGUAACGGUAAACUGGGAAUGUGAUGGACAAGUUUUCAAGUCCAGAAUACGGGCAAUCUGCUGUUGUGUUGACGCUCCUGCAAGGGCUGCUGUGCUCAACAUGAAGCAGUUCAAUGGGUACUACGGAUGCAGCUACUGCCACCAUAAGGGUGCCCUUGUUGGUCGCACUGUGAAGUACCCAGGCAGUGGAGCACUGCCAACAGCACGGACAGACAGCACCGUAAGAAAGGACAUGCAGCUUGCAGCAUCAACUGGAGGGCUGUCUCACGGAUUCAAAGGGCACUCUCCUCUUGCCCGCCUGCAUAACUUUGACCUUGUCUGGAGUGUUUCUCCUGACUAUAUGCACUGCGUCUUGGAAGGAGUUUGUAAGCAGCUGGCCGAGGCCUGGUUUGGAGCACCAAGAUCUGCUGCAUAUAUUGGUGAGCCCUCUACUGUGCGACAGGUGAACUUCAGGCUUCUUGGCAUGACACCACCACAGUGGGUAACAAGACUACCACGCGCUACUGAGGAGAGAGCACUUUGGAAAGCUAGCGAGUGGAAGUGGUGGCUUCUCUUCUACGCUGUGCUAUGCCUGGAUGGCAUUUUGCCUGAUACGUAUCAUGAGCAUCUGUCUUUACUUGUGUCUUCUGUUUAUCUUCUACUGAAGGAUCUGUUGUCAAGGAAGAUGUCUGCAAAGCUAUGGACGGCAUUUCAAGCUUUGUUAUCCGCGCUCAGGAGCUCUACAGUGAAGCAGCAAUGA